Molecule: messenger RNA, 1121 nt
Organism: Spodoptera frugiperda (fall armyworm)
Lineage: Eukaryota; Metazoa; Arthropoda; Insecta; Lepidoptera; Noctuidae
Exons: 6
Coding region: 242-1003 (253 amino acids)
Biological process (GO): chromatin remodeling
Cellular component (GO): Ino80 complex; nucleus
Source: RefSeq, a predicted model, not a curated record
GUAGCUUUGUUGUCAAACAAAAAUGUCAAACAUGAAGAAAAUCCAAAACGAUUUGUUAUUGAAAUAGCAAAUAACCUUAUAUUUACAAGUUUUAUUGAUUGAGUAUAUAGCUAGCCAGGGUCAUAGAAAACAUACUAAACAAGAUAAAAUCUUGAUACAUCUAUUUUGUAAGAGAUACAAUUUUUUUUUUCAGUAGUUUCUUAUUACUUUUAUACUGGCGUCAGAAAAUUAUUCCAAGAAAAUGCUAGACGGGUGGUACUGCCGCUCUAUAGCAAACAUGCAAGCCAAUGAGGCUAGCGUGAGCAAUAAUGCGCCACCGGAGCCCCCACAGGCGCGUGACUCACACAAAGAAUACUCUUCAGACAGCAGUAGUGAUCCUGAACCCGAGCCUAACUACAGGGCACAGUACAUGGCACUGAAGAAGAAGCUCAAGUAUCUCAUUUAUGAGAACGAAUGCUUUCAAGAUGCUCUGAGAUGCAGUCAAAAGAGAUUGCUGAAAGUAUCAAGAGAUCGCACGUUCCUGCUCGACCGCUUGUUGCAACAUGAGAAGCCAGACAGCACCACAAGUGAGAGUGAAGACACCGAAUCAUCUGAUGACCCAGAAUAUUAUCGCAAUGAUGUAAAAAGAAAGAAAAUGGAAGCUAGUGCAGCCAAUCAGAAUGUGUCUACAAGCUCAUCAGUCAAAGGCGCAAGUACAAUAAAAAGAAAAAGAGCAACAGUUCCUAAGAAACCUGCUAAUGCCAGUCAUCUUCACCAAUCUACUAGUUCCAUGCUGUCGAAAGCUUCGCCGGCGUUGGGUUUCGGUUUAUCGGCUGGUGAUGGCCACAUGACUCCCGAAGAAGUGGAGCGGCACUUACAAUCACGGCAGUCGUACAUGGAGCUGUUACCGGAGCGGGCUCCACCUACUGUUCCAACUGAAAUGUUCAGCAAUGACCCUUCACUUGACAGUGAAUCGAACGACGUAUUGGAGAAUUCGCCGAAUGUUGAGGAAUGGUUCGAUUAGUACAAAAGUUACUAUAAUUUUAAGUAUUAAAUAGUUAAAUAAGUCCAGACAUAAUUAUAUUUGACAUUCAAGAACUUUGAUGUUUUGUAAUGAAUAAAUAAAAAUGCACAAAUACGUA